AUGAUGGUCACUAGAUCAUUCCGCUUACCAGUGCAACUGGCCCUAUCUCGGCCGCGCAUGUUGCUGAUCCGCUCACAGAGAGCCCCGUUCGUUUCUCGGUCGCAUCCUGCACGCUCAAAUGCUACCAACCCACCACCUCCGCCACCCCAGAAUGAUUCGCCCAACUCGGGUUCGCCUUCAGAUCUGGAUGCAAAAAAGUCGGAUGCUCCUUUCAAGAAGGGGAUUCAACUCGACAUUGAUGCAUCUUCUCUCGUAGAUGCUCAGUCUAUAUCAGCCCCGUCCGGCGAAGAUGGUCAAGAUGGCUCUAGCACGCAGCGCACCAAUGCGAAAGCGCGAUCUGACUCAAAUUCAAACCAGUCGGACUUUGGCCAACGCAUCAUGACACAGGGUGCCAUUAUUGGUUGUAUUCUUCUCGCUGGAUAUGGUGUAUGGAUGUUAGGCCGUGAUCUUGAUGAACGUGAGCAUGAAGUCUUCCAUGAUAAGGAGGGUGUAAACUCAUUCUUCGGCCGCCUUAAACUCCGGUACGAUGUCAUGCGAGAGGGUGUGAAUAAGCCCGUAUGGGACCAUCUCUUGCCCGAUCCUCUUCCGUAUCCAUACUCACGCCCAUACACGCUUGUGUUGGAUCUCGAUCAACUUCUUGUUGCUUCGUCCUGGAGUACCUCACACGGUUGGCGCACAGCGAAACGCCCCGGACUUGAUUACUUCUUGGGCUACCUUUCGCAGUGGUAUGAAAUUGUUCUUUUCACCACACAGCCCUUCUAUGUUGUCGAAAAGAUUAUUGAGAAACUUGACCCUGACCGCCGCUAUAUCGCAUACCAGCUUUUCCGCGAAAGCUGCCGCCAGUCCGACGGCAAGCUGGUCAAGGAUAUCCGCCACUUGAAUCGCGAUCCGAAGAAGGUCAUUAUGUUGGACAUCAAUCCUGAACAUGUCUCAUUGCAGCCUGAAAAUGCGAUUGUGCUAGAGCCCUUGGAAGGGCGAUAA
Malassezia globosa CBS 7966 is the source of this 981-nucleotide messenger RNA. RefSeq lists its product as uncharacterized. The transcript has a single exon. The record is from RefSeq and is a predicted model, not a curated record. NCBI's taxonomy places the organism in Eukaryota, Fungi, Basidiomycota, Malasseziomycetes, Malasseziales, Malasseziaceae. Gene Ontology annotation, cellular component: TIM23 mitochondrial import inner membrane translocase complex. Gene Ontology annotation, biological process: protein import into mitochondrial matrix. Bases 1 to 981 code for a protein of 326 amino acids.